GCUAUCAAGGAUGAUGGUGGUGAUGAUGAGGAGGAGGAACAAGAUUAUGACGAUGAUACUUAUGAUGAAAAAGAUGAUGAUGAUGUUAAUAAUAAUGAUGGUGAUGAUGAUGUUGAUAAUGAUGAUAAUGAUGUUGAUGAUGAUGAUAAUGAUGACGAUGAUGACGAUUUUGAUGAUGAUGAUAAUGAUGAUGGUGAUGACGAUGGUGAUGUUGAUGAUAAUAAUGAUGAUGGUAAUAAUAAUAAUAAUGAUGUUGAUAAUGAUGACGACGAUGAUGACGAUGUUGAUGAUGAUGAUAAUGAUGAUGGUGGUGAUGAUGAUGAAGAUGAUGCUGAUGAUGAAGAUGAUGUUGGUGAUGAUAAUGAUGUCGAUGAUGAUGAUGGCUAUGAUGAUGAUAAUAAGGAUUAUGAUGACGAUGAUGAUGAUGGUGAUGAUUAUGAUGAUAAUAAUAAUAAUGAGUUCGACAAUGAUAAUAAUGACGACGAUGAUGGUGAUGACGACGACGAUGAUGUCGAUGUAGAUGAUGAUGAU
Lytechinus pictus (painted urchin) is the source of this 531-nucleotide messenger RNA. Its product is annotated as prostatic spermine-binding protein-like. The transcript has a single exon. NCBI's taxonomy places the organism in Eukaryota, Metazoa, Echinodermata, Echinoidea, Temnopleuroida, Toxopneustidae. The record is from RefSeq and is a predicted model, not a curated record. The annotation marks the transcript as partial.